UGACAGCACAAUCAAAAGUCCGAAAGAUGAUUCACAAGAUCAUAAUCAGCCUCCACCUGCCCCAACUCCUAAAACAACCAAAGUUACACCUACCCCGACCCCUAAAGUUGUUGGUGAUCCUCCUCGAGCCAAACAGCCCGAUAUGAUUGUCGUUAAUGGAAAGUUUGCCUAUGAGGCCAUGUUUGGAGAAGUAACUGGCGAGGGUAAGAACAAUACUGAAAAGAAUAAUCUAAUCGAUCUAGUUAGGUUAGGAUUAUUUAUGAAGGAUUCGUUAGACCUUAUUUUGCAAAAAACUGAUGUUAAUCAUAUUUUUGAAACAUGGGCAUUAAGAAAGCAAAAAGGAUUUGAAGCUGCAAUGUUAAUUGUCAAAGAUAGUGGAAAAACUAAACGAUCACGAGAUAUCUUUGACAAACAUUUUCAAAAUGUAAAUCGGUGUAUAUAUUAUGGCAGAUUAAAAAAAUCUGUUAACGAUGGCAACAUAUAUCAAGCACUAGCAGAACUAACAGCCAGCGAUCUUAUUGGCAGCGUGAAACUGCCAAGGUCUUUCGAAACGUACUCUAUGUUUUUAAAUGGAUUACGUUCAUUCGAGUUUCUGGCUGAAAAAGUUAAUCGUUUACAACAACGAAGCUACAAGAUCCGAGUACGUUUCGUGGGCACUUGUGUUGUUAAAAAAAAUAGAAAAUAUGUAUCGACAUCAAGAAUGAUAAUUUUAAAACAUGGUGUCGGAACACCAGCAUUUAAAAAGAUUGUCAAAUUUAAAUAA
Messenger RNA from Dentiscutata erythropus, 763 nucleotides. Lineage: Eukaryota; Fungi; Glomeromycota; Glomeromycetes; Diversisporales; Gigasporaceae. The record is from the annotation of a GenBank genome assembly.